AUGCUAACGUCGCGCAGGGAGGCAUUCAACGACAUCUACCUCAACCUGUCGCGGAAACCGGGUGCGACUCGAUUUUCCGACUCGGGAUUUGGCUGGAAGCCGGCGAAUGGCGAAACGUACACUUGCGACCAAUCACAGAUUAUCCAGGCGCAGUGGAGCCGAGCGUCGCGUGGGUACGAAGUUAAGAUCCUUUCUCGAAACGACGGCAUUAUACAGCUUGACGGGUUCAAGCAGGAGGAUUUCGACCGGGUUGCAAAAGUGUUCAAGACUUGGUAUGGCAUAAGCUUGGACAACCGCGAGCAUGCUCUGCGCGGAUGGAACUGGGGCAAGGCCGACUUUGGCAAGGCCGAGCUCACUUUCAACGUGGCCAACCGUCCUGCGUUCGAAGUGCCAUACACCGAGGUCUCCAACACCAACCUGGCAGGCAAGAACGAAGUGGCGGUCGACUUCUCGCUGCCAGCCGACAGCGACUCUGGGGCAAAUGGCCAGCUCGGUGGGGCUAGGUUCAGAGGCAAGAAAUCUGCAGGUGCGCGGGACCAGCUCGUCGAAAUGCGGUUCUAUAUACCUGGCCUGGCAUCAAAGAAGGAGAAGACGGAAGAUGGAGAAGAUGCUUCUGGAGCAGAAGACGGCGAAGAGACCAAUGCGGCUAAUCUGUUCUACGAAACGCUGAUGGAGAAGGCCGAGAUUGGCGAAGUCGCUGGUGAUACGUUUGCCACCUUCUUGGACAUUCUGCACCUUACACCCAGAGGUCGAUUCGACAUUGACAUGUACGAGAGCUCGUUCCGGUUGCGUGGCAAAACAUACGACUACAAGAUUCAGUUUGACUCUGUCAAAAAGUUCAUGGUUCUGCCCAAGCCUGACGACAUGCAUACGUUGAUCACGAUUGGACUGGACCCUCCUCUGAGACAGGGUCAGACGCGGUACCCGUUCCUUGUGAUGCAGUUCAAGCGUGACGAGGAAGUCAACCUUGAUCUCAACAUGAAGGGAGACUUGCUCGAGGACAAGUACAAGGACAAGCUUCAGUCACACUACGAAGCGCCCAUUGCCACGGUGGUGGCAGACAUCUUCCGGGGACUGAGCGGCAAGCGCAUUACGAGGCCAUCUCGGGACUUUAUCAGUCACCACGAGCAGUCUGGCGUCAAGUGCUCAAUCAAAGCUAACGAGGGCCACCUGUUCUGCCUGGACAAGGCCUUUAUGUUCAUACCCAAGCCGGCGACGUAUAUCAGCAUGGACAACAUCCAAUCGGUGACCAUGUCGCGUGUUGGCGGGGCCAUGGCAGCAAGCCGCACGUUUGACAUUACGUUUACAAUGAAGAACGGCAUGGCGGAGCAUCAGUUCUCCAACAUCAACCGUGAGGAGCAGCAGCCGCUGGAGAACUUCUUCCGUGCCAAAGGCAUCAAGACGAAGAACGAGAUGGCAGAUGACUCGGGAGCCAUCCUUGCGGCAGCGCUCCAAGAUGAGGAUCUGGCGUCGAGCGACGACGGAGCGCCGGCGAACCGGGGUAGUGCCGACGAGGAUGACGAGAGCGUUGACGAGGACUUUGAGGCGGACUCUGAGUCCGAGGUUGGCGAGGAGUUUGACUCUGACCAUCAAAGCAGCGGCUCCGACAGUGAUGCAGACAUGGAGGAUGCGGAGAGUGACGGGGCGGAGGCGGAAGCGGUGCCAGAACGGCCGAAGAAGAAGCAGAAGGUGUCGCAAUAG
This is a messenger RNA of Exserohilum turcica Et28A, 1701 nucleotides long. RefSeq lists its product as uncharacterized. The record is from RefSeq and is a predicted model, not a curated record. Gene Ontology annotation, cellular component: FACT complex; nucleus. Gene Ontology annotation, molecular function: DNA binding; histone binding; nucleosome binding. The transcript is spliced from 4 exons. Lineage: Eukaryota; Fungi; Ascomycota; Dothideomycetes; Pleosporales; Pleosporaceae. The coding region runs from base 1 to 1701 and encodes 566 amino acids.